Otolemur garnettii (small-eared galago) is the source of this 2925-nucleotide messenger RNA. RefSeq names its product discoidin, CUB and LCCL domain containing 1 (gene DCBLD1). The record is from RefSeq and is a predicted model, not a curated record. Lineage: Eukaryota; Metazoa; Chordata; Mammalia; Primates; Galagidae. The transcript has 8 exons. The annotation marks the transcript as partial.
AAUGUUUCACUGCCUUUUUUCCUAGGUUGCAGCAGAUCCUUGAGUCUGGAACCUGACAAGCAAAUCAGAGCUUCUUCCUCUUGGCAGUGGGUCAAUGAGAGUGGGGAACAAAUUCACUGGUCUCCUGGCCAAGCCCGACUUCAGGACCAAGGCCCAUCGUGGGCCUCAGGAGACAGCAGCAGCAACCGCAGACAACGAGAGUGGCUGGAGAUAGAUUUGGGAGAGAAAAAGAAAAUAACAGGAAUUAGGACUGCUGGAUCAACACAAUCAAAUUUCAACUUUUAUGUUAAGAGUUUCGUGAUAAACUUCAAAAAUAACUCCAAGUGGAGGACCUAUAAGGGAACUAUAAACAAUGAAGAAAAGGUGUUUCAGGGUAACUCCAACUUCCAGGACCCAGUGCAGAACAAUUUCAUCCCUCCCAUCGUGGCCAGAUAUGUGCGGGUUGUCCCCAAGACAUGGCACCAGAGAAUAGCCUUGAAAGUGGAGCUCAUUGGUUGCCAAAUUACACAAGGUAAUGAUUCAUUGGUGUGGCAACAAACAAGUCCCAACACUGGUGUUUCAACUGAAAAAAAAGAUGAGACAAUCACAAAGUUCAUCCCUUCAAAGGAACAGCCCAGAGGAAUAAACAUGAUAAAGGUGACAACUGUGGCUGUGCCCUUGGUGGUCUUUCUCGCCCUGCUGAUUGUUGGAAUGGGGAUCUUUGCAUCCUUUAGAAAGAAGAAGAAGAAAGGAAAUCCAUAUGGAUCCACGGAGGCUCAGCAAACAGACUGCUGGAAGCAGAUUAAAUAUCCUUUUGCCAGACGCCAGUCUGCCGAGUUCACCAUCAGCUAUGAUAAUGAGAAGGAGAUGGCACAAAAAUUAGAUCUCAUCACAAGUGACAUGGCUGAUUACCAGCAUCCUCUCAUGAUUGGCACCGGCACAGUCACGAGGAAGGGCUCCACCUUCAGGCCCAUGGACACAGAUACCGAGACGGGGGCGACCACUGAGGCAGGCGGGCACUACGACUGCCCUCAGCGGGCUGGCCGCCACGAGUACGCGCUGCCCUUGACCCACGUGGAGCCCGAGUACGCCACGCCCAUUGUGGAGCGGCACCUGCUGCGGGCCCACACGUUCUCGGCGCGGAGCGGCUACCGCGUCCCCGGGCCCAGGCCGGGCCACAAGCACUCCCUGUCCUCCGGUGGCUUCUGCCCCGGAGACUACCAGAUGCCGCAGAGUGCCAAGCCUGCCAAUCCCAGCUACGACAAGCCCAAAGCCAGCAGCUGCUUUGGGGAGAGCAGGGACGCACAGAAGCCACUGGUGAAUCUUGGGAUGAAUGGUGGUUAUUCAACUCCCAGAGACUGCCUCAAACCCCUCAACCUGACCGCCAUGACUGCUCUUUUGUGAACCCAAUGUGAAAGAAACCUGCUGUGGUACUGAGCGUCAGCUGUGCAAGUCACUGGAAGGAAGGAGACUGCGGUUCUCGUGUGCGCGGGUGCUGGUGCGCGUGAGAUUCAGUAGGGUCCUGGAGACCACCUCCUGCUGUUUACACAACUGUGCAACUAGUUUGGUUCUGCCCCUUAGGGUGAGAGUCUGUUGGUGUUUGCUGGACUAGAAAAAGGAAUAUGUUCGGAUGGCUUUCAUUUCCCUUAACUGUGAUAUUAAGCUGCUUUGGUAUAAAAUGUGCAAUCUGUACAGAAUCCUAUUUAACAAGAUUUAUAGUAACUUAAGUUUGCUUUAUCAGAUUGUAGGUCUACACAUAGAUUAAGGGGGAAAGUGCAGCAGUUGCAAAAAGUAUUUAAUAGUAUGUUCAUUUUUUUUUCCAAUUUAUUAUCUGAUACUGUGUUAGCAGCAGGUCUGUUUAAAUGUCAUCUUGUUACUGUGGCUUGUUUCCUUUCCUUUGAUAAGUAGAACUAAAAGCAUUUUUAACAUUCUUCCCUUGGAAGACAUGAAUCACUUGAAGCAUGAAAAGCACACCAGGGUGGGUGGUUGUUUAGCAAUUAUGAUUUGUAGAUUUAAAAACAAACAACACCCUCAAGGCUGCCUGUUAAGACUCCACUUCAGAGGGGGAUGUGAAGUGCUGGGUGUGGGUAGCCCAGCCUCACCUCUCGCAGAGGACCCCACUGGCUAGGCCUAAGGAGAUGGGCUCCAGGACUUGACCUUCACUUUUGGCUUUCUCCUCCCCCUGGCCGGGCAGGUCCUAGGCAGCCUCCAUAUACAAAUCUACCUUUUCAAACUGCCUGUGAAAUGGAACGCUGAGACUUAUGGGCAACUGAAACUAUACUCUCAGCUAAUUGAAAUGAAGGUGGCCCAGCAAUUGCAGUGUGACUUGCUGUGUCAGGUGUUUUUGUACCUCAGAUUGAAAAUUUUGCUGAGGUCAGAUGACUACACGUUUCAUGAGUUUCUUCAGAAAUAGCACAUUUUAGUGACUUCCAAUUGUCCUCCGAAAAACAGAACAGUUAUUUGAAAUGUGUUCUAACAGAAAUGAUUAAGACCAAGUCUAAAAAGAGCUUUGCUACUGAGAUGAAUGGGAACUGAACUGAUUUGGGGAGAAAUGAUUUCCCCCUCCAGUUUAUAUCUAUAAUCCUAAAAUAGUCCUAGACCCCAGGUAUACCUCAUGUUCAGGUUUUUAAUCUGAGUUUGCUUUGUGAGUUAACUGUGGGGGAUUUAACCUCUUUUACCAAAAAGGAAAGUGUGUCUUUGUUUUUUGACAGAAAAUAUGGACCAAAAAAAUCCUUUCCCUAAGAAAUGUAUUACAACUGUAUGUGUAUGGUAAUCACUUUCUGUGAAGUGUAUAUAUGUUAAAAUAGCGAGGGUGCUGGAGGGUCACUGCUGACCCUGUUGGUUAUUGGUUAGUGUGGAGGAUAAACUGUUUACUUUGUGGAGUUUACAUGUUAUGUGCAUACUAAUUGUAAUAAACUCUGCCAAGUCAAAGUGCCCCUGACUGUC